Messenger RNA from Oppiella nova, 309 nucleotides. The record is from the annotation of a GenBank genome assembly. Lineage: Eukaryota; Metazoa; Arthropoda; Arachnida; Sarcoptiformes; Oppiidae.
AUGGAUGUAAGGAAUGGCAGAUAUUUUAAAGUGGCUGAUUUUGGGUUGGCGUCACUGCACUCCAAUUCCUCCUUCCCCGGAGUUGAGUAUUUACUCGGGACGAGUCCGGUGUUUAAGUCCCGAUCCCAGUCCGAUGACCUGUUGUCCACAAUCGGUGGCAUAAUGUCAGCCAAUCUGUCGACCAUAGCCUCAGAGGCCAUGACUUUCUUUGACUUAAACAACGAUAACUGCAAACUCGAGAUGUCCUGCAAAUUGGGGAAAAGGAUGGCCUCAUCGAUGCUUUAUUUGCAGCAAAUAUUUAAGUUAUAA